UCUGAAGACCCGGGGGCGGGAAAGGAAAUUCACAUCAGAUGAUUCUCUGAUUCUGGGAAACAAAGAAUUGGCAGGACACCUGAAAAUGACCAGAAGGAAGAUAUACUGGGUCCCCAGGUCUUCCGGAGACCUUGUGAAUCUCGGCUUGGAUGUAGAUGAUGACACGGUUUCAGGACUGAGCUAUAAAACUUUCACUCUUGAAGACAGCCCCUGGAGCCAGCAGGUGAGGGAGCCUGAGGCACCAGAGAUGGGGAAGUACGAUGCUGCCCGGAGAACCAUGAUUCCCUUCCGUCCGAAGCCAAAGUUUCCUGCGCCCCAGCCCCUGGAUGAUGCUGGCCUGUUCUCUUACCUAACGCUGUCAUGGUUCAGCCCAGUCAUGAUCCAAGGUUUACGGAAACGCUUAGAUGAGAACACCAUCCCCCAGCUGUCAGUACAUGAUGCCUCAGCCAAAAAUGCCAAAAGGCUUCGUCUCCUUUGGGAAGAAGAAGUCUCAAGGCAUGGAAUUGACAAAGCUUCAGUGCUUCAAGUGAUGCUGAGAUUCCAAAGAACAAGGGUUAUUUUCAAUACGCUCUUGGGCAGCUGCUUCUCUGCCGCAAGUGUUCUGGGGCCAAUGCUGGUUAUACCAAAGAUCCUGGAAUAUACUGAAGAACGGUUGGGGAACAUUGCCUAUGGAGUAGGGCUUUGCUUUGCCCUUUUUCUCUCUGAGUGUCUGAAGUCUCUGAGCAUGUGCUCAUGCUGGGUUAUCAACCAGCACGCUGGCGUCAGGUUUCGUACAGCUGUCUUCUCCUUUGCCCUUGAGAAGCUGAAAUUGAAGUCUUUAACACACAUCACCAUGGGAGAGGCCAUCAGCUUCUUCACCAGCGACAUAAACUGCCUGUUUGAAGGGGUGUGCUAUGGGCCCCUGGCCUUGCUCAUCUGCUUACUGCUGAUAGCCUGCAGCAUUACCUCCUGCCUCACUCUUGGACCCACAGUGCUCAUUGCCGUGCUUUGCUAUCUCCUGAUUUUACCACUGGAGAUAUUCCUGGCCAGAAAGGUUGUGAAGAUACAGAAUCAUGCAUCUGAGGUCAGCGACCAGUACAUCCGCAUGACCAGUGAAGUUCUCACAUGCAUUAAGUUGAUUAAAAUGUACACCUGGGAGAAACCAUUUUCAAAAAUCAUUAAAGAUCUCAGAAGAAAGGAAGUGGAGCUCUUGGAGAAGUGUGGGUUUAUCCGGAGCCUGACCACUGCUACCUUGUUCACAGCCUCCUCCAUGGCCUCAGUAGUGACGUUCCUCAUCCACACAGGCUUACGGCUGAAACUCACAGCUUCAGUAGCCUUCACCACCGUGGCCACCCUGAAUCCCAUGCGGCUGUCAGUGGUCUUAGUACCCUUCACAGUCAAAGGCCUCACAAUGUCCAGGUCUGCCUCGGAGAGGUUCAAGAAAUUUUUCCUCCAGGAGAGCCCUGUCAUAUACGUCAAGGCAUUGAAAGACCCCAGCAAAACAGUGGUUUCAAGGGAGGCCACCUUGUCGUGGAGAAAGACCUGCCCCGGGAUCGUCAAUGGAGCCUUGGAGCUGGAGAAGAAUGGACACACUCCUGAGGGGAUGACCAGGGCUCAGCCACCUCUGGGUGCCCUCAGGCCAGAGGACAAAGGGGACACCCGGGCCCCAGAGUUGCACAAGAUAAACCUGGUGGUGUCGAAGGGGACCAUGCUAGGGGUCUGUGGCAACACAGGGAACGGCAAGAGCAGCCUGUUGUCAGCCAUCCUGGGGGAGACGCACUUGCUGGAGGGCUCGGUGAGGGUGCACGGAGGCCUGGCCUAUGUCCCCCCGCAGGCCUGGAUCAGGGGAAGCAUUCGGGGAAACAUUCUCACAGGAAGCCAGUACGACAAGGCCCGGUACCUCCAGGGGCUCCACUGCUGCUCCCUGAACCAUGACCUGGAAAUUCUGCCCUUUGGAGACAUGACGGAGAUCGGGGAGCGGGGCCUCAACCUCUCGGGGUGGCAGAAGCAGAGGAUCAGCCUGGCCCGAGCUGUCUACUCUGACCACGAGCUUUACCUGCUGGAUGACCCCCUGUCGGCCAUGAACACCCACGUGGGGAAGCACACCUUUGAGGAGUGCAUUAACAAGGCGCUCAGGGGGAAGACCGUCAUCCUGGUGACCCACCAGCUGCAGUAUUUAGAGUUUUGCAACCAGAUCAUUUUGUUAGAAGACGGGAAAAUAUGUGAAAAAGGAAUUCACAGUGAGUUAAUACAGAAGAAGGGGCGAUAUGCCCAGCUCAUCCAGAAGAUGCAUGGGGAAGCCAUACAGGGCGUGUUGCAGGGCAUAGCAAAGGCAGCAGAAGAGCUACAGGUGGAAGGUCAGGCCCAGACUACUUGUCCAGAAGAGCUUCUCAAUGAAAAUGCUGUGCUAGAAAAUCAGCUCACACAGAGGAAGAUGGAAAAAGAGUCCCUGAAGUGGAGCAUCUACCACCACUACAUCCAGGCAGCCGGAGGUUACCUGGUCUCUGCCAUGGUUUUCCUCCUCCUGGCGAAGAUGGUCUCUUUCACAAUGUUCAACUUGUGGUGGCUGAGCAAUUGGCUGGAGCAGGGCUCAGGGACCAGUAGCAGUCAAGAGAGAAAUAGGACCACUGCAGACCCAGGUGACAUAUUGGACAAUCCUCAGCUGCCCUUUUACCAACUGGUGUAUGGCCUCAGCGCCCUGUUCACAGUCUGCAUGGGCAUCUGCACCUCGGCGGCUUUCACCAAGGGCAUGAGGAAGGCACCCACAGCAUUGCACAACAAGCUCUUCAACAAGGUGUCCCGCUGCCCCAUGUGUUUCUUUGACACCACCCCAACAGGCCGACUCCUGAACUGCUUUGCAGGGGACUUGCAUGAGCUGGACCAAUUCUUGCCCACUGUGGCUGAACAGUCCCUGCUCCUGAUUUUGGUGGUGACCACCAUCCUGAUGAUUGUCAGUGUGGUGUCCCCCUCUGUCUUGCUGAUGGGAGUCGUAAUACUCAUUGUUUGCCUCGUUUAUUUUAGAAUGUUCAAGAGGGCCAUCAAUGCAUUCAAGAGCCUGGAGAACUACAGUUCCCCUUUAUUUUCCCACAUCCUCACCACUCUGCACGGCCUGAGCUCCAUCCAUGUCUAUGGAGAAACUGAAGAUUCCAUCAGCAAGUUUAAAGGGCUGACAGAUGCACAGAAUAACUACCUGCUGAGGUUUCUGUCUUCCACGCGACGGGUGGCACUGAAGCUGGAGCUCAUGACCAACAUGGUGACCUUGAUGGUGGCCUUGUUCACGUUUUUUGGAGUUUCCUCUGCCCCCUAUUCCUACAAAGCCAUGGCUAUCAGCCUUGUCCUGCAGCUGGCGUCCAACUUCCAGGCCUGUGUCCGGAUUAGUUCAGAGACAGAGGCGUACUUUACAGCUGUGGAGAGGAUGCUGCAGUACAUGAAGAUGUGUGUCUCUGAAGCUCCUUUACACAUAGAAGGCACGAACUGUCCCCACGGGUGGCUGCAGCAUGGGGAAAUCACAUUCCAGGAUUAUCAGAUGAAAUACAGAGACAACACACCUCUUGUCCUCUACGGCCUCAACCUGACGAUUCAUGGCCAGGAAGUGGUGGGCAUCAUGGGAAGGACGGGCUCUGGGAAGUCCUCCCUGGGAGUGGCUCUCUUCCGCCUGGUGGAACCAGCCGCAGGCCGCAUCCUCAUCGACGGCAUGGACAUCUGCAGCCUCGGCCUGGAGCACCUGCGGUCCAAGUUCUCGGUUAUCCCUCAAGAUCCCGUCCUGCUGUCAGGGACCAUCAGGUUCAACCUGGACCCCUUUGACCACCACACAGAUGAGCAGAUCUGGGAUGCCUUGGAGAGGACAUCCUUGAGCGAGAUCAUCAUCCUUAUUGAUGAGGCCACGGCCUCCAUUGACUUGGAGACGGACACCCUGAUCCAGCGCACAAUCCGUGAAGGCAUCUGGGGCUGCCCAGCGCUGAUUAUCACACACCACGUCACCACCAUCCUCAACUGUGACCGCAUCCUGGUCAUGAGCAACGGGAAGGUGGUGGAGUUUGACAGGCCUGAGGUCCUGCAGAAGAAGCCCGGGUCCAUGUUCGCAGCCCUGCUGGCGACAGCCAGUUCUUCGCUGAGCUCAGGAGAAGGGAGACCGCAGUGA
Molecule: messenger RNA, 4120 nt
Organism: Eubalaena glacialis (North Atlantic right whale)
Lineage: Eukaryota; Metazoa; Chordata; Mammalia; Artiodactyla; Balaenidae
Gene: ABCC11
Product: ATP binding cassette subfamily C member 11
Biological process (GO): transmembrane transport
Cellular component (GO): membrane
Molecular function (GO): ATP hydrolysis activity; ATP binding; ABC-type transporter activity
Source: RefSeq, a predicted model, not a curated record